UUUAUAAGCUGCGGGUCUCCGCUCGAUCUCCCGCUCCAUUCGUCCGGGCAAGAAACACACAAAAGAAAAUCCACCAAUAAUUGCGAGCCUUGCGGCCUUCCGAUCCCAAGCAUGCAACGCCACGGCGCCGCCUGCAGCAUUGCGUGCCACCCCGGCGCCGCCGGCGUGUUCAUGCUGCCGCAGGUCUACGAUCCUCGCGCUACGCAUGGGCAGUACGACUUGGCCUCGCUGUCGGACAUGGUGGCUCCAUACACUGACUACAAUGGCGGCAACCCCGCCGUCGGAUGGGCGCCUCCGGAGGGUGACUCGGUGGACGAUGACGGUCAGGCGGCGCGCCGCGGCAACGGCGACGAGAGGAAGACGAGGCGGCUGGCGUCGAACCGCGAGUCCGCGAGGCGGUCGCGGGUGAGGAAGCAGAGGCGGCUGGACGAGCUGUCGUCGCGGGCGGCGCGGCUCCGGGCGGCCAACCAGCGGCUCCUCGUGGAGCUCAACCGCGUGCUCGCCGAGCACGGCCGCGUGGCCCGCGAGAGCGCCCGGCUCCGGGAGGAGGCCUCCGAGCUGCGGGGGAGGCUCGACGGGAUGGGGGUGGACGAGGCCGAUGAUGGUGCUCCGCAGAGCACAGAGGACACCGGCAAUACGGCUUAGCCGUAUACUAAUAAGAGAAGAAAAAAAUGCGCAUGGGAUCGAUUCAUGGCACGUAGCCAGGUGGACAUAAUACUAGUUCUAAUGUGGCGACCAAUUAUAUUUAUUUUUAUUCCUCGGUGAGGAAAUGGAACUGCCCUUGGCUUCGGCAUCUGUAGACGGCCGGUGUUGGAAGUUGGAACCGGGUGAGAGAGGGGUGUAUAGAGCAGCACGAGCGACUUCAGCCAUUGAGAAUCUGCGCCGAGGCAUAUCGACUAUCAUAAACAAAAUAAGCAAGAGCGGUUGCACAGCCUCCAGAUCGGCCAGAAUUCCGCAAGCAAGCAUGGCGUGAGAAGCUCGCCUCUGUCGCCACCGCCGAGCACUCUUUCUUCACCCAACGCGGCGGCAUCUGGACACGGUCACACACGCUGCCGUUC
Messenger RNA from Triticum aestivum (bread wheat), 1058 nucleotides. RefSeq names its product ocs element-binding factor 1-like. The transcript has a single exon. Gene Ontology annotation, molecular function: DNA-binding transcription factor activity. NCBI's taxonomy places the organism in Eukaryota, Viridiplantae, Streptophyta, Magnoliopsida, Poales, Poaceae. The record is from RefSeq and is a predicted model, not a curated record. The coding region runs from base 112 to 645 and encodes 177 amino acids. Gene Ontology annotation, biological process: regulation of DNA-templated transcription.